AUCCUUUCCCAUUACACCUAGUUUCCAAUUCCAUUCAUCAUUAUGCUAUGCAAAAUCCUAACUCACAACCGCGUGGAGUAACAGAGCGAGGUACCUGACAACAGAGAACUCUACGCGCUCUUGAACUUGUCUCCGGAAGCUUCCGAUGAAGAAAACCAUAGAAUUCUGGUUAUGCAGAAUGCGCUUCUGCAUUUUCGAAGAAAAAAAGGGUCUGUGAAACUGAAGUUUAGGAGGAGCCAUGGAUGAACUUCAAGGAGGUGAAAGGGUUCAAUCUUGUUGGAGAUGCACCUGCAGAGUCUAGUGCUUAGCGAGAUUCACGUGGGAUCAGGGAGCCGAAUUCGUGCUUGAUGUUGCAAAAGAUUGAGAAGUAGUAUAAAGAAAAUGUUCAAAAGAAUACACAAUGUGCUGAAAUUAGAAUAAAAGGGUUUCAGGAUCUAGACCAAGACACCGACUGGAGAAGCGUUAUCUAAAAGGGGGAGAACAAAAUGUUUGAAUUCUGAACUUUGGCCUGCAUGUGCUGGCCCUCUGGUUUCUCUGCCUCCUGUUGGAAGUGGUGUAGUCUACUUUCCCCAAUAUCACAGUGAGCAGCACUUUGAUAAUAAAUUAUUUGGUCUACCGGCAAGUUCUCGCCUAAGCAUGCAUUUGAGACCUGAGUAAGAUGACCAAUCCUCUUCAUCCCCAACCAAACUAUGUAAUGAUGUGUUUAUCUUUAAAUAUCGGUUCAAAUAUUUAUGAUUAAAGUGCUGUAAAAGUGAGUAAUGACACAAAAUUGUGUGUGAGUAUCAAUUGAUUAAAUAUCAUUUUAAUUACUAAUUAAAAAAAAAUUAAAAAACGUGUGGGUGAUUUAAAAAAAAAAACAAAAAGGUAAAAAACUCCAACAUAUAGUUGGCGAUUGUCAAAAAAAAAAACAAAAUAAAAAACAAAAAAUAAGAAAACGCCAACAUGGUUGGCGAUUUAUAUAAAAAACAAAAAAAAAUGAAAACUCCAAUGCUAUUGGCGAUUCUUUAAAAAAAUUUUAAAAAAUAAAUAGAAUCGCCACUGACAAUGACGAUUUAUACUAGAUUGGUAAAUAAAAGUAAUUUCAAAAAAAAAAAAAACUAUACGUACAAAAGCCACGUCUAUGAUGAAGUCCAGGGAUUCUGCGUCGAACUUGUGGAUGUAGUGUUUCGAAUGAAGAUAAUUUUUCCAAUCGUUUGCGUGUGGAACCCACAGUGUUGACUGACUUUCCUAGUUUCUCCUAGUUAGAGCCAGGCCGGGGAAUUUGGUUUGGCACCCCACCUAUUGGGUUUCGCACCCCACUUUAUUAAAAACGGGAAUUUAAAUUCCGAUUUUAAUACGAAAAAAACGGAAAUUAAAAAACCGUUAUGUAUUUUAGCAUAUGUGGCACAUUUUCAACCGUUCAUUGCAUAUAAAAAACAAAUCGGAAUUUUAAAUUCCGUUUUGAAAACGGAAAUUAAAUUUCCGUAUUGAAUACAUGGGGUGCCAAACCCAAUAGGUGGGGUGCCAAACCCAAAUCCCGCCAGGCCGCAGCAUAUGAAUUUAUCUCAUCUCUUCCACAAGCGAAGUUCAUCCAAUUAGCGAGUUGCUGUGCAGUGAACUUCCAUAGGGUUCGCUCGAAGAAACGCUCACUCAGAUAUGUUCCAGUCUUCCUCUCCGUCGGACCGGCUGGGCAAGAGAAUUGCAGCUUCCACUGAACUAAACUGUAGAUACGAUGUGUUUAUUAGUUUCAGAGGUUCUGACACCCGCAACACCUUCGUGGAUCAUCUUUAUGGACAGCUCAUUAGAAAAGGUAUUGUUGUCUUCAAGGAUGACAAACUGCUCGAAAAAGGAAAAUCCAUUUCACCACAGCUUCUCCAAGGGAUUCAAGAUUCGCGAGUUUCUAUUGUUGUCUUCUCCAAAGAUUAUCCUUCAUCAACAUGGUGUUUGGAUGAACUGGCUGCCAUCGCUGAAUGCCAUGAGAAGUCCAAACAAACUGCUUUCCCUGUUUUCUAUGAUGUUGAUCCAUCUGAGGUGCGAAAACAGAAAGGAGCUUAUGAGAAUGCUUUUGCUUUACACGCUGAGGCUGAGCAAUCCCAACAAGGAUCAACCAGAGUUGAUAGAUGGAAGGGAGCUAUGACCAGUUUGGCCGGAUUAGCUGGUUGGGAUGUCAGAAAUAAACCAGAGUAUGAAGAGAUUGGAAAAAUUGUUGAAGGAGUAAUAAAAGUGUUGGGUCAUAAAUUCUCUCUUGGUGCUAAUGACCUCAUUGGGAUACAACCACGUGUACAAGAAUUAGAAAGCCUUUUAAAAUUAGGCUCAAUAAAUGACGAGUUUCGAGUUUUAGGAAUUUGGGGGAUGGGUGGAAUAGGGAAGACAACCCUUGCGUGCGGGUUGUAUGACAGAGUCUCAUAUUUGUUUGAAGCUUGUUGUUUUAUUGAGGACGUAAGCAAUGUUUACAAAGAUGGAGCAAUUGCCAUACAGAAACAAAUUCUUCGUCAAACUUUGGACGAAACAAAUCUAGAGACAUAUGGUCCUUCUGAAAUAUCUGGAAUUGUGAGAAAAAGGCUACACAAUGUAAAGCUCCUUAUAGUUCUUGACAAUGUGGAUCAAUUUGAACAACUAGAGAAAUUGUGUAUAGAUCCCAAGUUGCUUUGUGCAGGAAGUAGAAUGAUCAUAACCACAAGAGAUGAGCAUAUUCUUAGAACUUAUGGAGCUGAUAAGGUUUAUGAAGUUCAACAAUUGGAUGCCGAUGAUGCUUGUAAACUUCUGUGUAGAAAGGCCUUCCAAAGAGAUGGUCCAUGGAACAUUUUUGAAAAGUUGAUUCCUGAGGUACUAAACUAUGCUCAAGGUCUUCCAUUAGCAAUUAGAGUAAUGGGUUCUUUUUUGUAUACUCGAGAUCCUUCACAGUGGAGAGCUACCUUGGAUGGAUUGCAUAAUAAUCCAGACAGAGGAAUUGUGGAAGUGCUUCAGAAAAGUUAUGACGGACUGCAGCCAAGAGUGCAAGAAAUAUUUUUGCAUGUUGCAUGUUUCUUUAAACGGGAGAGGGAGGAUUAUGUGAAGCGAAUUCUUGAUGCUUGUGGAUUAUACCCUGAUAUUGGAAUUCCACUUCUUAUUGAAAAGUCGUUUAUAUCCAUUAGAAACCAGGAAAUUCAUAUGCAUGACAUGUUGCAAGAAUUGGGUAAGCAAAUUGCUCGGGGAAAACAUCUUGAUGAGCCAGAAUGCUGGAGUAGAUUAUGGCUUUACAGUGAUUUCCAUCGAGUGAUGAUGUCAGAAACGGGAGCAACAGGAGUUAAAGCCAUAGUUUUAGAUCAAAAGGAAGAUGCCUUCAAAUUCAAUAAGUUGAGAGCUGAAGAUUUAUCAAAAAUGACGUGCCUAAAACUGCUCAUAAUAUCUCAUAAGAAUUUUUCAGGAAGGCCUGUAUCCCUUUCUAACUUGCUACGUUAUUUUUCAUGGAAUGGUUACCCUUUCACUUCUUUGCCACCAACUUUUCAUCCCUGUGACCUUGUCGAAUUAAACAUGCCCGAUAGUAGCCUCGAACAACUAUGGGAAGGCAUCGUGUUUCUACCCCAUUUGAAAAGGAUGGAUCUAAGCAACUCCAAAAAUCUCAAGAUGACUCCAAAUUUUGAAGAAACCGAAAAACUUGAGCGGCUAGAUUUGACUGGAUGCAUAAAUUUGUUGCAGGUCCAUCCAUCAAUUGGACUUCUUGACAAACUUGUGUUCUUGAGUCUUCUAAACUGUUGCAGUCUGGUUAGCUUCGAAUUCGGCAGUAAUGGAUCAAAAUUAGGUUCUCUGAGAGUUCUACAUCUCUCUGGUUGCAUAAAACUUGAAAAGAGUCCAAAUCUCACAGGAGCAGAGAGUCUUGAGUACCUUGAUAUGGAUCGCUGUACAAGGCUAUCUACGGUUCAUGAAUCUAUUGGAUAUCGUAAAAAGCUGAGAUUCUUAAGUUUGCGAGACUGCACUAAUCUUGUUGGAUUACCUGACAGCAUUGAUUUUAUGUCAUCUCUUAUGACUCUAGAUUUAUGCGGCUGCUCGGAAUUUAUGAAUCUGCCCUUGCAAUCAACUAUCAAUUCUUCAGCUAUGGAAUCUUUGGUUUCUCUGGACUUAAGCUUUUGCAGUAUUCUUGAAGUACCUAAUGCUAUUGGAAGAUUAUGGUGUUUAGAAAGACUAAAUCUACAAGGAAACAACUUUGUUGAACUGCCUUCUACAAUUAGUAGGCUUCGUAGGCUAGCAUAUUUGAACCUGUCUCAUUGCAUAAAGCUUGGAGAUUUGCCUCUGCUCCCAUCAGAAUGUGCUCCAUUAGGGGGAAGAUAUUAUGAAACAACAUCUGAAUCUCGUGAUCAUAGGUCCGGAUUAUAUAUUUUCAACUGUCCCAUUGUGGGGAAAAAGUUAAAUAAUGAGUUGCUACAUGGCACUCCAUCAAACCAAGAAGAACCAUCAGUUUGGUGGCUGACUCUAUUACGAUGGAUAUCGAGACUAUAUACAGAACCUCGUAACUUCCGAUGUGGGUUUGACAUUGUUUCUCCUUGGCAUUGGGAAGAUGGUGAUUAUCAAAGAAAGAGUAUUAUUCCACGAUGUUUUGAUCAUCGCGUUGAGGGGGGUUCAAUAAUAAGGACAAAGCUCUCUGAUAUUGAUGUUGGCUGGGACGGCUGUCUCUUUUGUGUAGCAUUUCAGGUGAAUAAUCACUCUACAAUUUUUGCUUCUUCACAUCGGUCGAAUUCCUCACGACUACCACAUCCUUUUUAUCUUUCCUUUGAAAGUGAACACACGGAAGAGCGCUUUGAUAUGCCUCUUGAUUUAGAUCUGGAUAAAAGUGAUGGUUCAAAAUAUCUUUGGAUAAUCUAUAUCUCUCGGCAGCACUGCCAUUUUGUGGCAACGGGAGCUCAAAUCACAUUUAAAGUGCGCCAUGGUUUGAUUGUGGAGGAAUGGGGAUUACGCAUGCUGACUAAGGAACACAUGGAGGCUUCAGGAAUGAUACAAAGUACAGAUCUUUCUUCACUUAUCAUUGAUUAUGUGGAAGAAAGCAACAGAAGCUUUGUGCCCAAAAUCCAACUUCCUUACAAUUGGCUAAUUUCUGGUGAAGAGGAAGUCAAGAUUCAUAACACCAAGGGAAAAGAAAUUGAACUCUCUAAUCUUGGCCUUUGACUGGCAAAUAAUAUUUGACGUAUACAAUAUCUUCUCGGGGACCCGUGUUUGGAAAAUGAGUUUAAAAGAGUGGCAGAAAUGGAUCCUGUUGAAUGCAGUGGAAAAGGUCUUGAACCUUAAGCUUAGCUAUCUUCUCGUGCAAACUCUGAUCUAAAUGCAGAUGACGAUGUUGAAAGUUGUCCCCUCAGAUGUUGAUUGCACAGAAAGUAUGGCGGAUUCACCGUGGACUACGGUGUUGAGGACGUUACCAUCAGUGUCAACCCUCCGAUGACGAAUUUCACCAUUGACACUCUCGUGUCGGUUUUUUUUUUGGCUUAGAUCUACUAUUUCCUUCCCUAAUGUAGAAGUUGAUGAUUCUCGAAUAGCAAUACAGAUCCCUAAUUGGUACUGUUGUUUGGUGCAUGAAACUCGCAUGUUCUUUGGGUAAAGAUUAUGCUUUUGAUGGCAUUCAUUGUACUUGUGAAGGCAUUCCUCUUGUUCUUCAUUCUCGGCAGUUCCUGAACACUUCCAAUUCAAUUUGAGGACAAAUUAGAAGAUUUAUUAUGAGUGGACAGAGAAAUGGUACCAUUUGUACCUAACCUAACUCGGGAACAAUGAUGCAGCCCUCGGUGUAAGUGGGUACCGAGUAUUCUUUUUUGCCAGAAUCUUAUGUGGGGUGUCUUCUGUUGUAAAUAGAAAUAAAGUCAAGGCGUUGGCAUCGUGUUAUGGCGUAUUUUGAAUUCAUGGAGUAUUCUCAAUUUAGUGUUCUUCCUGGUCUUUGUAUGAGUACUGUCCAUGUAAUGCUCCAAUGGUUGUCAAUUCAUCAUGCCGGGAAUUAUUUGGCACUAUUGCAUCUGGCUUUUGGCAACUGUUCUAUCCUCUGCUUUGUCUCUUUAUGGAAUGGUUUGUUGUAGAAUAUCUUCAGUGACUAAGAUAAACUCUUAACAGCGAAAAGUGAAGUUAACACCAAGUCUGCUCAACUUUUUGCACUCAACCUUCUCAGAUGCGUGGCUAAUUGCACCUUCCCACAUCGGAUUGCUCCUGGUGUCAGCUCAAAAACAUAAACAAUCCUGGAAUCAAGCGCAUCUGGAAUCAGUAUGCUACAAAUGCCACCCAUAAUCGUAGAAUUGAUGUUGCAGGAGAAAUUAUAGUUCCAUGGUUAUACUCUGUAUGGCAGGUACAUGAUCCCCCGUAUGGCAGGAGGAUGGUUACCACUGAUGAUGGUAAUUCUUGUGGGAAUUGGAUUCAAAAAAAAAUUCACACUCAUUGAGUUCUAGUUAGUUAUUAACAGAUGGAUAUGAUGUUUGGAUUGACAAGCUCGAGCAAAGUUUGAGUCAGAUGAUUCAUAAAACAAUUGACAACAAGAGCUAAGUUUUUACUUUUUAAAGCAGGGAAGCAUAAAUUGUUGUCAUGCUCACUAGAUUCUGCACAUUAAAAGGCUAAAGGCAAUUAAGCAGAACUUGUCUUCA
Molecule: messenger RNA, 6566 nt
Organism: Lotus japonicus
Lineage: Eukaryota; Viridiplantae; Streptophyta; Magnoliopsida; Fabales; Fabaceae
Product: disease resistance protein RUN1-like
Exons: 14
Coding region: 1636-5118 (1160 amino acids)
Biological process (GO): defense response; signal transduction
Molecular function (GO): ADP binding
Source: RefSeq, a predicted model, not a curated record